AUGUCUACGAGAGCAGCAAUGCUCGCCCAGCAUUUCGGAAAGCACCCUCGACUAGCGCUACCGACCUCGCAAAUAUUGAGUUCGGACACGAUGGAGAGCCAGUCGUGUAAGCCUCGAGACCAAUCCAGCUCCCAGGACAAACAACAAGCCCAAGUCAUUGCACUGAGGUUCUAUGAUAAAGAAACUGUCAAAGUGGAUCGAAUAUCAGCAUUAACAUGUCAAGCCGAUGAAGUUCGCAUCCAAAUAGCAUACUGCGGAAUUUGCGGCUCUGAUAUACAUGAGUACCAGCAUGGGCCUCAUGUGGCCCCUGCUCAAGGCUCCAAGCACCCAUACUCCGGCGUCCAACUUCCGGUGAUCCUUGGGCACGAAAUGUCGGGCACUAUCGUGGAAAUAGGUUCAAAAGUUUCCGGUCUUCAAGUCGGACAGAGAGUCGCUGUCAACCCGUCACUGGAUGACCGGUCGUACGACGGAAAUCUGUGUCCGUCUUGCCAGCGUGGCCAGAUCAACAUCUGCAAACGAUGGGGCACAUACGGCUACAAUGCUCCGAGCGGAGGGUUUGCCACUGAAGCUGUGGUCAAGUCGUUCAACUGCUUUCCCAUACCCGAUAAUGUCCCGUUGAGUGUUGGCGCUUUGGCGGAACCUCUUGCUGUCGCCUGGCACAUGAUAAGAGUGUCGGAGUUCAAGAGAGGCCAGACAGCACUUAUACUAGGGGCUGGACCAAUUGGGAUAGCCAUUUUGCUUGGUUUGAAGAGUAUGGGAGCGAGCGUGGUGAUUGUAACUGAAAUAGCCGACGGCAGGGCUCGACAGGCUGCUACGUUCGGAGCCGAUAUUGUCAUCAACCCUUUGAAGCCGCAAUCAGGCGACAGCAAAAGAGGAGACGCGGUGACAGAGGCUGUGUCGUCGCUGACAAAAGACGGGGUUGAUGUCGCUUUCGAUGCCAGUGGCCUACAAUCCACUCUAGAUGCUGCAUUGGCGUCGACAAGGCCCGGGGGGACCAUUUGCAAUGUGGCAAUCCGUCAUGGGCCGGUGAAAGUGGAUCUGAAUGAGUUGAUCUAUCGAGAAAAACGCAUUGUUGGCGGAAUUUGUUAUACCACACAAGAUUUCAAGGAUGUCAUCGCUGCAAUGGGACAAGGUGAGAUUCCGUUUGAAGCAAUGAUAACUUCAAUCGUUCCAUUAGAGGAUGCUCAUGUCGGAGGAAUUCUCGAACUGAUCAAGAACAAGUCCAACCACCUCAAGAUUUUGAUAUCGCCACAGUCCUAA
Messenger RNA from Cladophialophora immunda, 1260 nucleotides. RefSeq lists its product as uncharacterized. Lineage: Eukaryota; Fungi; Ascomycota; Eurotiomycetes; Chaetothyriales; Herpotrichiellaceae. Gene Ontology annotation, molecular function: zinc ion binding; (R,R)-butanediol dehydrogenase activity. Gene Ontology annotation, biological process: butanediol biosynthetic process. The record is from RefSeq and is a predicted model, not a curated record. Bases 1 to 1260 code for a protein of 419 amino acids. Gene Ontology annotation, cellular component: cytoplasm. The transcript is spliced from 2 exons.